GCAUUGGCCUUUGGGUCGCAAGUCAAAGUCGUCGCCAUAUUGGAGAGGCAAAGACCGGCGCGUAAUCAAAUGCGAAAGUGGAAAGGUAAACGGGCUAGCUGCAUUUAUUUUUUAUAUAAAUAGCCCUAUGCUGUCUACAUUUCUAAACCGAUUACAGUUGGUCGUUUUUUUCAAGUGAUCAUGAACCACGUGGACUAAAAUAUUAAAUAAAAAAAUAUUAAAAAAAUAUGUACAUAAUGAUCAAUAUAAAAACGACUCAUUUAAAUCGGUGUAAAAACGUUAAAACCUCCCCAGUAUAUCGCAUUGGUUUACAGGCCAGUCUUGCCCUCUCCAAUAUGGCGCCGACGUUGACGUAUCCCAGCUACAGUUGUGGUCCGCACGGCGUCUGUGUAUACAAGUCUGCGUACGCGCUGACAUCCAUCGAUGACAUCGGUGCAGCAUCAUUCGACUCCGGCUGCGAACCGUUUUCCCUGUGUCGUCAGUUCCGUGAACGUAGCGUACCCUCGGUGGAAAAAUAAGGUAGAGGAUUAGAAGGACGGGAUCCUCUGCUUAGUCGAUGCCAGUCGGUUCCCCUGGUCAUGUAAAAAUAUCCAUGAGCGAGAGCACACGAUCGUUGCGUGGUAUUUCUUCAUUUGGAUUGGAUAUUUGGAAUUGAUCACGUCUAAGGAAGGCACUAAGUGGGAUGCACUUAGCCUGUUAUUAGCUUGCAGCGGUAGCCAUCCGAACACCUUACACCAGGACCAAGACCAACCCCUCGGUCUACGAUGACAGACGGCAUCAUGAGCAAGGCAGCCACCAUGGAGAUCCCCAUCAACAGCAACGGAGACACGGGGACGUUACCCGAGGAUGACAGCCUUGAACAGGCUGCUAAGCUCCAGUGGAGCUUAGAUGAGAAGGUAGGAUACUCCAGAGACACCAGGGACCUGCAGCAGGUCAUGGUGUCGGGGCCCAAUCUCAAUGAAACCAGCAUCGUUUCCGGGGGUUAUGGCGGUACAGCCGAGGGCAUCAUUCCCACCAGCUCCAUCAAAGGGCCAGCGAUUUACGUCAACUAUGGGUUUAACAAAAGGAUCCCAAACGCAGGAAUAGGAUCCAACAUCAACCACAGCGCAAGCAGCUCGUCGCUGGCAGACGACGCCAACCGCGGCGUGGCCGUGGAGAAACUGGAGUACGUCAAGAAAUGGGGCCUCAACACCUACAAGUGCACCAAGCAGAUGAUCUCGGAGCGCUUCGGGCGGGGCUCGCGUACCGUGGACCUGGAGCUGGAGGCGCAGAUCGAGGUGCUGCGGGACACCAAGAGGAAGUACGAGAACAUGCUGCGGCUGGCCCGGGCGCUGACCAACCACUUCUACAGCAUGGUGCAGACGCAGCACGCGCUGGGCGACACCUUCGCCGACCUCAGCCAGAAGUCCCCGGAGCUGCGGGACGAGUUUGGCUACAACGCGGAGACCCAGAAGCUGCUGUGCAAGAACGGGGAGACUCUCCUGGGGGCGGUCAACUUCUUCGUGUCCAGCAUCAACACGCUGGUCAACAAGACCAUGGAGGACACCCUGCAGACCAUCAAGAUGUACGAGAACGCCAGGCUGGAGUUCGACGCGUACCGGGCUGACCUGGAGGAGCUGAGCCUGGGCCCGCGGGACGCCGUGACCAUGGCCCGCAUCGACGCCGCCCAGCUGCAGUUCCAGGUCCACAAGGACAAGUACGAGCAGCUGCGCGCCGACGUCACCAUCAAACUCAAGUUCCUGGAGGAGAACAAGGUCAAGGUGAUGCACAAGCAGCUGCUCCUCUUCCACAACGCCAUCUCUGCCUAUUUCGCCGGCAACCAGCAGCAGCUGGAGCAGACGCUGCAGCAGUUCAACAUCAAGCUGAAGCCCCCCGGAUCCGACAAGCCCUCCUGGCUGGAGGAGCAGUGAGGUGGGGCGCGGAGGAGAGACCCCGCCCA
This is a messenger RNA of Gadus chalcogrammus (walleye pollock), 1939 nucleotides long. RefSeq names its product ADP-ribosylation factor interacting protein 2b (gene arfip2b). The record is from RefSeq and is a predicted model, not a curated record. Bases 765 to 1910 code for a protein of 381 amino acids. Gene Ontology annotation, cellular component: trans-Golgi network membrane. Gene Ontology annotation, biological process: regulation of Arp2/3 complex-mediated actin nucleation; intracellular protein transport. Gene Ontology annotation, molecular function: phospholipid binding; protein domain specific binding. The transcript is spliced from 10 exons. NCBI's taxonomy places the organism in Eukaryota, Metazoa, Chordata, Actinopteri, Gadiformes, Gadidae.